Messenger RNA from Camellia sinensis, 324 nucleotides. Lineage: Eukaryota; Viridiplantae; Streptophyta; Magnoliopsida; Ericales; Theaceae. The record is from RefSeq and is a predicted model, not a curated record.
AUGGAGCCAGAGCUAAUUAAAGAGAUUUUGAGUAAGAAUGAUGUUUUUAAAAAGGUAAAACCAAACUCACUUGCCAGGCUUCUCAUUGGAGGCAUUGCUGUCUAUGAGGAUGAGCAAUGGGCCAAGCAUAGAAAGAUUCUCAACCCUGCUUUCCAUAUGGAGAAGUUAAAGCCUUAUCUUGACAAUCUGACAGGUGAUGUGAUUCCUCGAACAGCAUUUGGGAGUAGCUAUGAAGAAGGUAGAACUUUAUUCGAACUUCAAAAAGAACAAGCUGAGCUUACUCGCCAAAUUGUGCAAUCAGUUUACAUUCCAGGAUGGAGGUAA